Molecule: messenger RNA, 3381 nt
Organism: Histoplasma mississippiense
Lineage: Eukaryota; Fungi; Ascomycota; Eurotiomycetes; Onygenales; Ajellomycetaceae
Exons: 3
Coding region: 1-3381 (1126 amino acids)
Biological process (GO): monoatomic cation transport
Cellular component (GO): membrane
Molecular function (GO): ATP binding; ATP hydrolysis activity; ATPase-coupled monoatomic cation transmembrane transporter activity
Source: RefSeq, a predicted model, not a curated record
AUGUCUGCUGCGGAAAGAAAAUCAGUUCAAGACGACCGUUCCUCUGUCUACUCACGGACUCCCUCCACCGAGAAACCCGAUGAUCCGGAAUCGUGUGGCAACGGCGGAGGAGCAGACAAGCUUCCCCCGCCCGUCCCUGGAUGUUUAUGUUGCGAGGUGUCCAACGGAAAUCAAGAGGUGAUUGGCGACUGUGAAAAGGAAAAGGCAAACGACCACAAUGCAAAGGGAAAGGAGAAAGAACCAUCUUGCUGCAGCGCGGAUGGAACAUGUAGCAAAUCCAAAAUCUGCCCUCCUAGUCUAUCCUCGCCGAUAACUGAAUAUGGUAAUGGGUUGGACUCGUGCUGCUCCGGGCAGGCUACGGCCUGGCCCACUUAUUCAAUUGGACAACCUUGUCCGUCCAUCAGUGACGAGAAUGCGUGCUGCAAAGCAGAUGGCGAGUGUCAGUGUUCAGACAAAUGCCUUGUGGAGUAUGCCGCGCAAUUAUGCGCCAUGGACGACCGACAUAGCGAGGACCUGGCAGGUUCACCACAGGCAGAGGAUUGUUGUACUCGUGAAGAAUAUCGAGACAACAGUCUUACUCUUCCAAGACAGUGCAAGGGGAACUCCGUGAUAACCAGGUCGUCCCUUCCCGAAAACUUGGAACUCCCAUCUCGACAUAAUCGCAAACCUACGGAGACACCUUGUAUGAGGCACCUGAGAAUGGCUUCUGAACAUGCUUCAGAUACGGAGCCCAAGGGAGAGGAAAGACCUUUCUCAACAUUCUCUGGAUCCGCCAAAGCUGUAGGAGGUCAGCUCCAAAAUCAGCAAUAUAGUCCGCAGAUGCUUCUGCAGAGGACCUCGUCGUCUUGUGUUCUUGGAUGGGAAAUCUUGCUGCACGCAGAGCCGCGAAUUGAUCCAACAGAGAUCACAUCCAGAAUUAAGAAGGUGACCGGCUUCACAUGCACAAUCCUUAGAACAGGGCUUGCAGCCACGGAUGUUGCUGGUGAGCGGAUACGCAUCAGAAAUCUCGAUUUAAAGGGACUAGACAUCCUCCAACGGAUAGAUGGAGUAAGUCACGUCGUGCCUCUUCGCGAUGGGACGUAUGAGACUUUCUAUAAUCCCCAAACUAUUGGGGUUAGGGAUAUGCUUGAUAUGACAAAUGCCCCCACCGACACAUACAGACGAGGUCAUGCGGAACUGGCGCCCGACAGCUCUUCCGAAGAGAUUGCACAAGCUGCUGCAAAAUCUCACUGGCUUUGGCUGACUGGGCGGACUAUAGUGGCUGCAAUAUUCACGAUCCCAGUUCUUGUGUUUGCAUGGGCGCCUGUAGCCCAAUACGCCCCUUUCCCGAAACAGACCUCCUUCGUCUGCUCGUCCCUUGUGCUUGCAACCGUCGUACAGCUUCUCGCGAUCCCGAUAUAUAAACAUGCAUUUCGGUCGUUGAUGUACCAGAAGGAAAUAGAUAUGGAUGUUCUGGUGGUGCUGUCCAUUACGAGCGCCUAUAUUUACUCCGUGGUAUCAUUUGCUUUGGAGAUGCGAUUUUCGACCGCCCAGACAGUCCUGGGCCAUCCUAUUUUUGAGACGAGCUCGUUGCUAAUCACUUUGAUAUUAUUGGGAAGACUGAUGGCUGCGUGGGUUAGGAGAAAAGCCCAGAAUGCUAUCAAACUGGGCACAUCACAACAGAAAUCCGCCCUUGUUGUUAGAAAGGCCUCCCCCAAGAAUAAUCCCGAUGCCAGUGCCUUUUUGGGCUUGGGUGACAACCAACCCGAAUUAAUCGAUAGUUCCCUCCUUCACUACGGGGAUAUUAUCCAAGGGAAAGCCUCUGAAAAUAUUGUCACUGAUGGUAUCGUUGUUAGCGGCAGUGCGGAAAUAGACGAGGCGCACAUCACUGGAGAACACGAACCGGUGGUUCGUUCUAGGAAAGCAUAUGUCUACGCUGGAUCAACUAUUAUCAACGGCCAGAUCAAUUACCGAGUAACGAGACUGGUAUCAGAAAAUACCCUCAGCAUUGUCAAGCGGUUCGUUUCUACAGCGGCAUCAUCAAGAACAAGAACAUUGGAAAGAGCCGAUUUAGCUGCCUCAUACCUCACACCUGUAAUCCUUGCUGUUGCGUGUAUUGCAUUUCUCAUCUGGGCUUUUGUCAACCGCUUCGCCAGGAAUUGGGCCAGCACGGAAUCAGCAGUCAACGCCCUUACACAUGCAAUUGCAAUCCUCGCUAUCAGCUGCCCUUGUGCAUUAGCUCUGGCAGUCCCAAUGGUUCUAACAGUUGCCAGCACUGUGGGAGCUAAGAAGGGGGUCCUGUUCAAAGCGGGAGCUGCUCUCGAAGCUGGAUGUAAAAUUACUGAUGUUGUUUUUGACAAAACAGGGACCUUAACAUCAGGCGAGCUAGCUGUCCUUUGUGAAACACUUUUCUGUGAGGAGUCCGGUCAAACUUGCCAGGAAAUAAGCAGGAUGGCAGCGACGGUCACAAGAGGAAAUCGCCAUCCUGUGUCUCUGGCAAUCACACAAUACGUCGCGAGCAACUACGGCCAAACAAACAACACACCGUCCCCCGAAGUAGACUCCAAGAUAAUCAUCGGCAAGGGCGUCGAAAUAACUACCGAGAAAGGCACAACACUGAAAGGUGGCAGCCCAUCCUGGCUUGGCGUCGAAACCCAUCCCAAAGUCAAAGAACUGAUCGAUGCAUCCCUGACCACGUUCUGCGUGGCACGAAACGAUACCCUCCUCGCUGUCUACGGACUCACCAGCACCAUCCGCCCCGAAGCCGCCGCCGUCCUCCAAAAGCUACACAGCAAGAGAAUAACCACCCACCUGCUCUCAGGAGACAACCCCCUUGCCGUCCGCGCCGUCGCUGCAUUCCUCAACUUCAACACGGCCAACGUCCACAGUCUCUGCCAACCCGAUAGCAAAGCAGCAUAUAUCCGCGACUUGCAGACGACCUCGAUGGUAACUCCUCCACCUCCACCUCCCCUUGGACCCCGCUCCCUCUUCUCUUCCUUCCGACUACCUCGCCUCCGCCCUCCUCCCUCCUCCCAACGAAAAGUCCUCUUCAUCGGCGACGGCACCAACGACGCCCCUGCACUUACCCAAGCAGACCUAGGCAUUUGCAUGACAAACGCAACCGACAUCGCCGCUGACGCCGCCGACGUUGGUAUCCUCUCUGGUUCGCUGGACGGCCUGCUCGCGUUCCUCGACCUAUCUCAGCAGGCGACGCGGCGGAUCCAGCUCAACAUCGCGUGGGCGGUGCUCUAUAACGUGUUUGCGGUGCUUUUUGCCGCUGGAGCGUUUGAGGCGGCUGGCUUCCGCAUCGAGCCGAGUUAUGCUGGGGCGGGGGAGAUUGUGAGUCUGUUACCGGUUGUGUUGGUUAGUUUGAGCUUGAGUCUUUGGGGGAGGAGGAGGUGA